Rotaria sordida is the source of this 696-nucleotide messenger RNA. The record is from the annotation of a GenBank genome assembly. Lineage: Eukaryota; Metazoa; Rotifera; Eurotatoria; Philodinida; Philodinidae.
AUGAAUUUUUGGUUAUAUUUUAUAGUAAUUUUAAUAUUAGGUGCAAGAAUAAUCAAACAACAAGAAGAUGAUGAUGAAAAUAUAUAUCCUGACAUAGAUUUCUUGCUCUACGAACUUGAUAAUGUACUUGAUGAUAAUUUAAAAUCGAUUUCAGAAGAGCUUCUUCACAAAUGUCAAAUAGCUCUUGCACUUUGGUCAAUUGAUGGACGUGAAGAUACUGAUUAUCCAUCAUCUACACCUAUAGAUCAUGCAAAUGCUGAUCGUUUAAUAAAUAAAUUUAAACAAACAUAUUUUGACAUAGGUGGUGAUCCAUUUAAUCGAGAAGGUUUUGUACGUGAUGUAUUUACUCUUAAAUAUCAAUGGAUUAUUUCAGCAGUACAAUAUUAUAGAUUUAUCAAUUAUUAUGAUACUGAAUGGAAUCCAGUCAAUAUGUCGAAAUUGUUUGAAUGGAAUGUAUAUCCAAUUGACUUCAUAGAUGGUUUUGCACCAAUGUAUCAUCUUGAACGUAGUUAUACGGAUGAAUUUGGUUAUACUUAUAUGUUAGGACGUAAAAUUCAACUUACUUAUCAUGAAUCAUUGGUGAACUUUGGUGAUUAUUGUCCAUCAUACAUGGAACUUAAAACAUUGAUUAUUGGUGAUAUAACUGGUGAAGCAUCAAUACUUCCUCUUAUUGCUUCUGGUUAUUUAGAAGAAUAA